CACACUUAACUUGGACUGAGGAAGAGCAAGAUGCUGCUUCACUGGAACACGGACAUGAGGGGUAUCGUGGGGGUGUUGGUGUAUUUGUCUUUCGGACAGUGUGCUUUACUUCCUGAACUCCGUGCAACAGAGUUUGGGUUAAUGCCCCCUGAGAACUUUACGCAAGGACAAACGGGAUUUGCGGAGCCUGAUUUAUCCUAUUGUCAGAUGCUUCUGGAAGCUCCGGUUCCACCCACAGCAGACCAGGUACCCUGGUUCUGCAUCUGCUCCACUUGUUCCGGAAACCGAGGCCAGAAAGGAGACAGAGGCGACCGCGGACUGCCAGGAGUUCCUGGUAGUCCAGGUCCAAGAGGCCUCACUGGGCUUCCCGGCCGUCCCGGAUUCACAGGACGUCCCGGCAUAAAGGGUGAGAAAGGUGACACCGGAGAUAAGGGUGACAUUGGUCAUCUUGGAGUUUCAGGGCCAACGGGAGACAGGGGAUUUAAAGGUGAGAAGGGUGACCGUGGUCUUGAUGGUCCUACGGGAGAACAGGGUCCAAAUGGAGAAGAUGGUCAGUGCCCGGAAACCUGUGAGCCCAUACCAGGGCCGGCAGGUGAGCCAGGUCUUCCCGGCCCUGCAGGUGCACGGGGUUUACCUGGGCUGAAUGGAGACCCUGGUCCCAAAGGGAUGAAGGGUGAUCCGGGUGUGGUGGGGGAGUCUGGCGUUCCAGGUGUACCAGGGGAGAAGGGUGACCAAGGUCCACAGGGCCUGUGCAAUUGUCAGGAUGGGGCUCCAGGAGCCCAGGGUCAAACAGGUGAAAAUGGUGAGAAGGGAGACCAGGGUCCGACAGGGCUGACAGGUCAAACUGGAGCCACAGGACCUAAAGGUGAUCAGGGAGAGAUGGGAAUGACUGGUAUGCCCGGACCUUGUUCACCCACCGUGCAAUCUGCUUUCUCUGCUGCUUUACUCACUUCCUAUCCUACACCGAGCCGGCCAGUGCCUUUCAAACGUGUCAUCUACAACUUAAACCUGCACUACAACCCUGAUAACGGCGUCUACACUGCCCCGGCUAACGGAACCUACGUGUUUAGCUACAAUCUGCAAGUGUCCAACCGUAUGCUAAAGGUCGGACUCUUCCACAACUUCGAGGCCACGGUGAGGACAACUACGUUGGUGGAAAUGAACACUGCCUCUCAGCAGGUGGUGAUGAGUCUGAACCAGGGUGACUGGGUGUGGGUACAGGUGAAAGACAUCUUCAGUAACGGCAUGUUCACCGGCAGCGAGGCCAGCAGCACAUUCAGCGGGUUUUUGUUGUACCCAGACAGAUGUGAUGACAUGUUUGGAAGAGAUUUCAAUGGAAACGCUGCUAACAAUGGAACUGAUCCAGGGUUCCCUAGCUAUAAUAUUCCCUGGGAACAUUCGUAAAGACCCAUAUGUAUACCUUACCCACUUACCCUACACCUUAAACCCUUAACCAACCCCUACAUUCUAAACCACCACCUACAGCCCAGACAAGGGGCAGCCAAUCACACUCGUGGAGGGCUACCAUCCUGCAGAUUUUAGCUCCAACCCUAUUCAAACACAACAGCUAAUCAAGGUGCUCAGGAUUACGCCAAAGUAACAGGCAGGUGUGUUGAAGCAGGAUUAGAACUGAAGAAUGCAGGAAGGUAGCUCUCCAAAAGAAGGGUUGGAGACCCCUGGCCUUAGACCCUAAACACUUAAUCUACACCCUGAAUUCAAAACCUAAAUUUUACCUAUUCCCUAGACUAAUACCCAACAUUCUAAACCUCCAACCAAAACUUAUCUACACCCUAGACUUACACCCAACAUUCUAUACCUAAACUCUACUCUAGGUCUACUCCCUAGACCUGCAACCUAAACUGUUAACCUACACUCAGCAUUCUAAACCUUCACCCAAAGUUUUAACUGCACCUUAGACGUACUCCCAACAUUCUAAACCUAAACAAUAAUUGACUUCAUAGACCUGCACCCUAAUCUGUUAACCUACACUCAGCAUUCUAAACCUUCACCCAAACUUUUUACUACGCCCUAGGCCUACACACAACAUUCUAAAUCUACAUUUUUAUCAACUCCCUAAACUGUUAACCUACACCCAAAAUUCUAAACCUUAACCCAAACAUUUAAUUACACCCUAGACCUACACACAACUUUCUAAACCUAAACUUUUAUCAACUCCCUAGACCUGCACCCUAAUCUGUUAACCUACACCCAACAUUCUAAACUUGUACCCAAACUUCUAACUACACCCUGCACCCCAAACUCUUAACCAACCUCUAAAAUGAUCCACCUCUCAACCUCAACCCCAAAACCUCUAUUGUUUCAAUAGUAUCCCAGAUUACAUGUAGAUUCUAUUUUAAGACAACUUUAUGUAGUUUGUAUGUAGAAGCAAACCUUCGGCUGAAAGCAGAGCCUUCUCUUCCUCAUGUUUGGAGUGAAUUAGUUCUUCAGGUGGAUAUGUGCGGUGUUUAUUUGCAGUGCAUGUCCCGUAACUUGAUUAGUUGUAUUAUGACCCAACAAUACACAGCGAGGUGGAUCAGUCGGGAGGUUGCUCCCUUGGCAGACAUGUUUUCAGCCGGAUGUUUGUUUGAAAAGUGAGCAGGAAUGCACCAAUCAGCUGUUAAAUCAUCCUUCCAGCUAUUCAGUGGACACACACUGUGAAUAAGAGUGAAAAUGAGAAUGAGAACAGGAAAACUGGGUGGGCCGGUGCAUGUAUGUGUGUCUCAGGAUAGGUGAGCAGAGAGAAGUAUUUGAGAGGUACAAGAAAGAGAGGUGUUUUACACAAUUGAAGUGUUAAACACCUGUUUGAGAGAGAAAGAGAGUCUCUAUACUUUAGGCUUAUAUCUUUUGAGUAUGGAUUAUUCAGACACAAUAUUAUAUUGGGAAACCUCUCAUGGUGUUGCCUAUAUGGGUCCGGGGGGAAGAGGGGGCCCACCCAAAAAAAUCCUGGAUUUUAGCAGUGACCAUGUAACAAUAUGACACAACACAACAUGUUCAUGCUCAUGUUCUGUGUAUUGAUUACCUUUAUAUUGCCAAUAAAUUGUAAACUACUAAUCCGA
This is a messenger RNA of Sinocyclocheilus rhinocerous, 3056 nucleotides long. Its product is annotated as complement C1q tumor necrosis factor-related protein 7-like. The record is from RefSeq and is a predicted model, not a curated record. NCBI's taxonomy places the organism in Eukaryota, Metazoa, Chordata, Actinopteri, Cypriniformes, Cyprinidae. Gene Ontology annotation, molecular function: protein binding. The transcript is spliced from 5 exons. Bases 31 to 1404 code for a protein of 457 amino acids.